CUCUCUCUCUCUCUCUCUCUCUCACUUCUUGAAGCUUCUAGGCGUUCUGGCAGCUCCGGCGGCCGACUAGCUCCGGCGGCCGGCGAUGGCUUUCGCGGCGAUCUUCGUGUCGGCGACGAAGGUCGCGGGGGUCCUGGUGACGGUGACCGUCGCGGCCAACGCCUUCUCCUUCUCCCGCUUCCGCAGGAAGAACCUGCGCCCCUUCAAGUCGCCCAUAGACGAGUCCGCGGACGUCCUCGCCGUUUUCAACGCCGGCGCCGGUACAGGGGGAGGAGUUUUUUUUUGAUUGGCGACAGCUCCUGCACAUGUUGAGGAUAAGCUUAACGAUGCAUGGCUCCAGUUUGCAGAAGAGAGCCCCUCUGACAAGCCGGAGUCACAGCAAGGACCCCAAACUGCAGAUGCAGUCAUCGCUUCAGCUGCUGGAGAUGGCAGUUCUCAGCAAGUUUCAUCAUCUAGCAAAAAUGCUAAUAAAAUAGUGAAAAAGAAAAGGCCUCUUACGGUUUCUAUGGAAGCCAUGAUUAGAGGAUUCCAAAAGUUCGUGGAGGAAGAAGUAACAGAUGCUACACCAGAUGAAGCAGACCAUCAUAAUGUUGCUUCCUGGCAUAAUGUUCCACAUCCGGAGGAGAGAUUAAGGUUUUGGAGUGAUCCUGACACUGAACUAAGACUUGCUAAAGAUACCGGGAUCAGUGUUUUCAGAAUGGGGAUAGACUGGACACGAGUCAUGCCGGAGGAACCAGUCAAUGGACUUAAAGAUAGUGUUAAUUAUGCAGCUUUAGAGCGCUAUAAGUGGAUCAUCCAUAGGGUUCGCUUUUAUGGGAUGAAGGUGAUGCUCACUCUCUUUCAUCACUCUUUGCCACCAUGGGCAGGUGAAUAUGGAGGCUGGAAGAUGGAAAAAACUGUUGAUUACUUCAUGAAAUUUACAAUGCUUGUUGUUGACUCUGUUUCAGAUUGUGUGGAUUACUGGGUUACAUUUAAUGAGCCUCAUGUAUUUUGUAUGCUUACCUACUGCGCUGGUGCUUGGCCUGGUGGCCACCCUGAUAUGUUGGAGGCUGCCACUUCUGCACUGCCAACUGGCGUUUUUAAACAGGCUAUGCAUUGGAUAGCUGUUGCACACAUGAAGGCCUAUGAUUAUAUCCACGAACAAAGCGGAGCCUUGUCAAAUCCACCAGUUGGAGUGGCACACAAUGUCUCUUUUAUGCGUCCUCAUGGCCUGUUUGAUGUUGCCUCUGUUUCAUUGGCCAAUUCUUUGACUCUCUUCCCAUAUGUGGAUAGUAUAUGUGAGAAGCUUGAUUUUAUAGGAAUCAACUAUUAUGGACAGGAGGUGGUCUCUGGUGCUGGAUUGAAACUAGUGGAGACUGAUGAAUAUAGUGAAUCUGGACGCGGUGUUUAUCCUGAUGGCUUGUAUCGCAUGUUGCUACAAUUCAAUGAAAGAUACAAGCAUCUAAAUAUACCCUUCAUCAUUACAGAGAAUGGAGUUUCUGAUGAGACAGAUUUGAUACGUCGGCCGUAUUUAUUGGAACAUCUGCUUGCUAUUUACGCAGCUACGCUCAUGGGGGUCCGUGUGCUUGGUUACCUAUUCUGGACUAUAUCUGAUAACUGGGAGUGGGCAGACGGUUAUGGUCCAAAGUUUGGACUAGUAGCAGUUGACCGAGCCAAUGGUCUUGCUCGGGUACCACGCCCAUCAUACCAUUUGUUUUCUAAAGUGGUAACAACAGGUAGAAUCACUAGGGAAGACCGAAUGCUUGCAUGGAACGAACUCUAUAGAGCUGCUAAAGAUAAAAAAACAAGGCCUUUCUAUCGAGCAGUGGACAAACAUGGAUUGAUGUACGCAGGAGGCCUGGACAAACCUACCCAACGACCUUAUGUCCCCCGGGAUUGGAGAUUUGGACAUUAUGAGAUGGAAGGUCUUCAGGACCCCUUCAGCCGCUUGUUCAGAUGCAUAUUCCUUUCUUUCCCACUGAGAAAGAAAAGGAAAUCUCAGAAGGAAGAACAAGAAAUAAUCCUUCAGCCUCUUCCUUAAUGUCUCUGAUUUUUGUUGUCGGUCUCUAUGUAAGCAAGGUGAACUUUUCAAGACAUCGAAGGAAUAGUUGGAGGAUGCAUAUUCCUAAAGUGCGGUAAAGCUUGGCAAAAGCUUGUGUUACAGGAGGAGGAUGUAGUGGACGAUCCAUCAGUAGGGUUAUCAUUCUCCUCGUAUUUCCCGAAACCUGGUGUAAUUUUAUUGGAUAGCCCCCAGUAAAAAUUUGUCCAAUCCCUAGUGUAAGUGUAUAUACGUAUAAUACAUGGUAGGUUUUCCAGGAGUAAUACUCCGACCCUCUGUGAGAGGACUAAAUAUUCCUGUAACAUGAAUAAUUUCGCUUUAGUUUGUUGUAAAUCACUGUAAAUUCAAAUGUAAGACAAAGUAGAAAAUCUAUAUUUUGUGGCUGGCGA
Messenger RNA from Eucalyptus grandis, 2427 nucleotides. Its product is annotated as beta-glucosidase-like SFR2, chloroplastic. Lineage: Eukaryota; Viridiplantae; Streptophyta; Magnoliopsida; Myrtales; Myrtaceae. Gene Ontology annotation, biological process: carbohydrate metabolic process. The record is from RefSeq and is a predicted model, not a curated record. The transcript is spliced from 11 exons. Gene Ontology annotation, molecular function: beta-glucosidase activity.